AUGGACGAGAUGAGGCACUGCCCGAUGCCGGGCGCCAUGCCCGCCAAGCGGAAGAAGGACAGGAUGCGGCGGCAACCGUUCGAGAUCUACGCGCACAAGAUGGUUAAGAUGAUGUUCUCGAACCGGAGCAUCACUCGGAAAGGGGCGCUGGUGAUGAGCAGCUUCAUCCACGACUUCUUCGAGCGGCUGGCCACCGAGGCCGGGCACCUGGUGCGGAUCAACCACAUGCAGACGAUGAGCCAUCGCCACGUCCUCGACGCCCUCAAGUUGGUCGUCCGUGGCUCCCUCGCCGAACACGCUAUCGCGGAGGCGCACCUCGCGCUUGGCAAGUUCGGGCCGGCGACCGGUCGGGCCGCAUGCAAGCCCCCGACUCCGCCGCCGAAGGAUGAUGAUUGUUGA
Molecule: messenger RNA, 399 nt
Organism: Bemisia tabaci
Lineage: Eukaryota; Metazoa; Arthropoda; Insecta; Hemiptera; Aleyrodidae
Product: histone H2B
Cellular component (GO): nucleosome
Molecular function (GO): structural constituent of chromatin; protein heterodimerization activity; DNA binding
Source: RefSeq, a predicted model, not a curated record